Messenger RNA from Hippocampus zosterae (dwarf seahorse), 1912 nucleotides. Its product is annotated as dual specificity protein kinase CLK2-like. Lineage: Eukaryota; Metazoa; Chordata; Actinopteri; Syngnathiformes; Syngnathidae. Gene Ontology annotation, cellular component: nucleus. Gene Ontology annotation, molecular function: protein tyrosine kinase activity; ATP binding. Gene Ontology annotation, biological process: regulation of RNA splicing; protein phosphorylation. The record is from RefSeq and is a predicted model, not a curated record. Bases 427 to 1632 code for a protein of 401 amino acids. The transcript has 13 exons.
ACACGGGUUUUAUUUUUUUUGUUUGAAACAAGAGCCUUGUGCUGGGUCGGGCGCCGCGGCGGUGUUUCCGCUCCGUCACCCACAGCCAGCCACCUAACGACACGUGUCUCGUUUUACUGCAGCUGGCUGUGACUUUUACCACUGCUGAGGCGCUUCGAGGGAAUGCCCCUACGUCUUGGGUUUUUGAGGAACAUCAUGUUUUAUUGCACCGGUCACGUUAAUUCCGUAGCCCCUUUUUUGGCGGGCCACAUAGCAGUCAACACUCACGUUGCACCUUGUGGGAAGAAGAGGAGGGAGAAGACAGAGGAGUCAGAAUAAAGCAGCAGGAAAAGUCCCAAGAACCACCAGCCAGAGGAGAACAGCACACACAACGUAGCAGCCUUCAUUCAUCGUUUGUCUUAUUAAGCUGUCAAGUCUUGCUGCACCAUGGGCAGGAAAGACCAGGACUGUGGCCGCAAUGAAGUCAAAAGAGAUUCCCUCCAAGAUCAGAUAAAGAACAGCAGCCGUGGCAACCAAACAGGUGGCAACUCCCUCGAGCCCACCCGCCUUAGCGAUGACAAGGUUCAGAGGAGUCAGGCCGGCGGCUGCAGCAACUACGGCGAAGAGGAAGGUCACCUGAUCUACUACGCCGGCCUCGUGCUGAAGAAACGGUAUGAGGUGGUGUCCACGCUGGGUGUAGGGGCUUUUGCAAAGGUGGUCGAGUGUAUUGACCAAGACAAACACAGGCGUGUGGCAGUGAAGAUUAUUCGCAACAUCAAAAGCUUCCGUCAAGCGGCCAAGUGUGAGAUCGCCGUCUUGGAAGAGAUCAACACCUUGGACGAUGACAACAGUUUUGCCUGUGUGCGGAUGCUGGACUGGUUUGAGCACCAAGGCCACAUGUGUCUGGUCUUUGAGCGCCUGGGACUCAGUACCUACGAGGUCCUCAAGCAAAACCAAUUUCUGCCGUUCAGCGUGGAGCAGAUCCGACAUAUGGCCUUCCAGAUUUUUCGAGCCGUCAGCUUCCUACAUCGCAAUAAGCUGACCCACACCGACCUGAAACCGGAAAACAUCCUGUUUGUCUGUUCUGACUAUGACAUGGUGUACAACCACCAGACGAAACUCGACGAGAGGAAAAUGAGGAGCCUGGAUGUAAAGGUGGUGGACUUUGGCACUGCCAUUUUUGACCAUGAACGUCACGAAUCCUUGGUCUCAACGCGCCACUAUCGAGCUCCGGAAAUCAUACUUGAUCUAGGCUGGAAUCAAUCUUGUGAUGUUUGGAGUUUGGCCUGCGUUCUCAUGGAGUACUACCGUGGCCAGACGCUAUUCCCGACUCAUGACAGCAAGGAACAUCUGGCCAUGAUGGAGAAGAUCCUGGGACCCCUCCCGCCGCACAUGCUGAAACAAACCAGAAAGCAGGACUACGUCCUCAAUGGCCGACUGGACUGGGACGAGCUCAGCUCCUCGGGCAGAUAUGUCCGGAAACAUUGCAAGCCUCUCAAGAGCUUGCCGAGGAGCAGCGAGGACGAACGGCAGCUGUUGGACCUUCUGGCCUGCAUGCUGGAGUUUGACGUGACUCGACGCAUCACCCUGGAGGAGGCGCUGUGGCACCCGUUUUUCGCACCGGCCAGAAUGGAAAAACAACGGCUAAGCUAACACACACACACACACACACACUUACAUUACAGCCAACCCUCAAUAUUUGGUUAAGGGACCAAGAGCAGUCGCAAAUAAUAAUGCCCCUCCCCCCGUAUGUCAUCGUAUUUAUUUAAGAAAUUUGUACCGGCCCGGACGAGCAGGCGUUAGUGAACUUAAGGGGGCCCGGCGCAGUCACGUAAUGGCCUCGGGUCACCGGGCUUCUUUAUACGUCAUAGGUGGGCAAAGUUUUCAUUAGGUCCUUAAAAAAAAAGUGAGUAGGUGAGUUUACAGUCAUCCA